AAUCAAGGGGGCCUCAAGCUUCAGUGCUGAGCAAGAAGCACAGGCACUAAGGAAGGCUAUGAAGGGAUUUGGCACAGAUGAAGAUGCCAUCAUUGACACCUUGACCAAACUAAACAUUUCCCAACGUCAGCAAGUUCUGAUCACGUAUAAAAGCACUAUUGGCAGGGAUCUGAUUGAUGACCUGAAGUCUGAGCUGAGUGGGAACUUUGAAAGGGUCAUCGUUGGUAUGAUGACUCCUGCCAUCAUGUACGACGUGCGUGAACUGAGGAGGGCUAUCAAGGGAGCAGGAACAGAUGAAGGUUGCCUGAUUGAAAUCCUGGCUUCUCGCUCAAACGAAGAUAUUCGGCGCAUUAAUGAGAACUACCAACUUGAGUAUGGCCGUACUCUUGAGGAGGACAUUGUCUCUGACACAUCUUCCAUGUUUCGAAGAGUCCUCGUGUCCCUCUCGACGGGUAAUAGAGAUGAGGGGACCUAUGUGGAUGAUGCCCUUGCUCAACAAGAUGCUCAGUGCCUGUAUGAAGCUGGGGAGCAGAAAUGGGGAACAGAUGAGGUACAGUUCAUGGCCAUCCUCUGUACACGGAACAGAUACCACCUGCUAAGAGUUUUUGAUGCCUACAGAGGAAUUGCUAAUAAGGACAUAACAGAGAGCAUUAAAUCUGAGAUGUCAGGAGACCUGGAAGAUGCUUUGUUGGCUGUGGUAAAGUGCAUGCGGAAUAAACCUGCAUAUUUUGCUGAAAGGCUGUAUAAAUCUAUGAAGGGCUUGGGAACAGACGACAACACACUGAUCCGAGUGAUGGUGUCCCGCUCUGAAAUAGAUAUGCUGGAUAUCAGAAGGGAAUUCCUGACCAUGUAUGGGAAAUCACUCUACUCCUUCAUUAAGGGAGACUGCUCAGGAGACUAUAGGAAAGUGCUGCUCAGACUCUGUGGUGGGGAGGAUUAAAGGAUGCCUGGUUACUGUCUGGGUGAUGGGAAGGGGCUGAUCCUA
Messenger RNA from Nestor notabilis (Kea), 985 nucleotides. It is a transcript of the gene ANXA4, whose product is annotated as annexin A4. Lineage: Eukaryota; Metazoa; Chordata; Aves; Psittaciformes; Psittacidae. The record is from RefSeq and is a predicted model, not a curated record. Bases 59 to 940 code for a protein of 293 amino acids. Gene Ontology annotation, cellular component: cytoplasm. Gene Ontology annotation, molecular function: calcium-dependent phospholipid binding; calcium ion binding. The transcript has 11 exons.